AUGACAUGUAAUAAUGAAACAAAUAUUCUUAUAGGAAAUAAUCAUCAUCAAUAUGAAAAUUAUACAGGAUCGGAUAAUUCAACAAUAGUCACAAUUUAUGAUUGUUCUGUAUGUUCAUUACCAAUAUGUGAUCAAUUUGUUUUUAAAGUCAAUGAAAAUCAUUUUCAUUCCUUAUGUUUAAAUUGUUGUGAAUGUCAUAUAAAAUUACUUGAUAAAUGUUAUGCUCGAGAUGGAAAUGUUUAUUGUAAAGAAGAUUUUUUUAGAAAAUUUGGUACAAAAUGUGCAUCUUGUGGUAGUGGUAUUCCACCAAGUGAAAUAGUACGACGUGCAAAUGAUUAUGUUUAUCAUUUACAAUGUUUUUCUUGUCUUAUUUGUCAUCGUCAAUUAAAUACAGGUGAAGAAUUUUAUUUAUUUGAUGAUCAAAAACUUGUUUGUAAAAUUGAUUAUGAUACAUUAAAAAAUAAAGAAUUUGAUGAUACAAGUAAAAGACCACGUACAACUAUUACACAAAAACAACUUGAAGUUCUUAAACAAGCCUAUAAUACAAGUUCAAAACCAGCACGACAUAUACGAGAAUCAUUAGCAGCUGAAACUGGUUUAGAUAUGCGUGUUGUACAAGUUUGGUUUCAAAAUCGUCGUGCUAAAGAAAAACGAUUAAAAAAAGAUUCUAAUAGACGAUGGCAAAAUGUUAGUCGUAAUGAUGGAACAAAUCAACGAAAAACAAAAAGAAUAAACAUUGAAAAAAAUCAACAUAUACAUCAAGAAGACGAUACGAGUAAUGAAGGUGAUACUGCUGCAUCUUAUGAUGAAUUAUCCGAACAUGAAUCAGAUGAUUCUUUAUCACAUGUUAGUCAUACGAAUCCAAUCUAUUCGAAUGUUAUAUCGCGAGUACCACAACCACCAUCCAACGAAUUAUUACCAUUCGAUUCACCUUAUACAUAA
Rotaria sordida is the source of this 942-nucleotide messenger RNA. The record is from the annotation of a GenBank genome assembly. NCBI's taxonomy places the organism in Eukaryota, Metazoa, Rotifera, Eurotatoria, Philodinida, Philodinidae.